Molecule: messenger RNA, 1497 nt
Organism: Antrostomus carolinensis (chuck-will's-widow)
Lineage: Eukaryota; Metazoa; Chordata; Aves; Caprimulgiformes; Caprimulgidae
Gene: QRSL1
Product: glutaminyl-tRNA amidotransferase subunit QRSL1
Exons: 10
Biological process (GO): glutaminyl-tRNAGln biosynthesis via transamidation; mitochondrial translation
Cellular component (GO): glutamyl-tRNA(Gln) amidotransferase complex; mitochondrion
Molecular function (GO): glutaminyl-tRNA synthase (glutamine-hydrolyzing) activity
Source: RefSeq, a predicted model, not a curated record
UUGAAGCAGGCUGAAGAAUCCGAGAAGAGAUACAGAAGAGGUCAGCCACUGGGUGUUUUAGAUGGAAUUCCUAUUGCAGUAAAAGACAACUUUAAUACAGCUGGCAUUGAGACAACAUGUGCAUCAAACAUGCUAAAAGGUUAUAUUUCUCCUUACAAUGCUACAGUAGUUCAGAAAUUACUGGAUCAGGGAGCUGUGCUUUUAGGAAAAACAAACUUAGAUGAAUUUGCAAUGGGAUCUGGGAGUACAGAUGGAGUAUUUGGACCAGUCAGAAAUCCAUGGAGUUAUUCAAGGCAGUACAAGGAAAAAUCUGUCCCAAAAUCCCAUUCUGAGGACGAAGAGUCUAACUGGGUGAUAACGGGAGGGAGCUCAGGAGGCAGUGCAGCAGCUGUAUCAUCUUUCACAUGUUUUGCAGCCUUAGGGUCAGACACGGGAGGAUCCACCAGAAACCCGGCUGCUCACUGUGGUGUAGUAGGUUUAAAGCCAACAUAUGGACUGAUCUCUCGCCAUGGUCUCAUUCCCCUAGUGAACUCCAUGGAUGCGCCAGGAAUCCUAACCAGAUGUGUGGAUGAUGCAGCAGUUGUGUUAGGUUUGCUUGCUGGACAUGAUCCUAAAGACUCUACCACAGUUCAGGACAACUUUAAGCCAUUUGAACUACCCAAUCUGACUGAUGUCAGCAAGCUCUCAAUAGGAAUUCCAAAGGAAUAUCGUGUACCAGGGCUUUCUAGUGAAAUUCUGUCUCUCUGGUCAAAGGCUGCUGACCUCUUUAAGAAUGCAGGUGCUAAAGUAAUCGAAGUGAGUCUGCCACACACUUGUUACUCAAUUGUCUGCUAUCAUGUGCUGUGCACAACUGAAGUGGCAUCAAAUAUGGCCAGGUUUGAUGGACUGGAAUAUGGACACCGUUCUGACAUGAACAAGUCCACAGAAAGUAUGUAUGCUGCGACACGACGAGAAGGCUUUAAUGAUGUUGUCAGGGGAAGAAUUCUAUCAGGAAACUAUUUCUUGUUGAAACAGAACUAUGAGAAUUACUUUAUCAAGGCACAGAAAGUCAGACGUCUCAUUGCCAAUGACUUUGUGAAGGUUUUCGGGAGCGGUGUUGAUAUUUUACUCACUCCUACCACUCUGAGUGAUGCGGUACCGUACAAGGAGUUCAUCAAAGAAGACAACAGAACCCGCAGCGCACAAGAUGACAUCCUAACACAGGCUGCAAACAUGGCUGGACUGCCAGCCAUAAGUGUUCCUACUGCUCUUUCAGAGAGAGGCUUGCCAGUUGGGCUUCAGUUCAUUGGACGUUCAUUCCAGGAGAAGCAGCUUCUGACUGUGGCCAAAUGGUUUGAAAAACAAGUAAAAUUCCCAGUGAUUCAGCUAGAAGAAGUGAAGAGGCAUAACCAUGGUGUCUUUCAGCAUCAGAAAUCUGCUUCUUUUUCAUAACAUGGGACUUCCUAGUCAGCUAAAUCAAGAAGACUGUGGGGAUGGUCUAAAAAAUUAAUUACUGCA